Exophiala oligosperma is the source of this 1070-nucleotide messenger RNA. RefSeq names its product iron donor protein CyaY. The record is from RefSeq and is a predicted model, not a curated record. Gene Ontology annotation, biological process: iron incorporation into metallo-sulfur cluster; intracellular iron ion homeostasis. The transcript has 2 exons. Bases 185 to 889 code for a protein of 234 amino acids. Gene Ontology annotation, molecular function: ferric iron binding; ferroxidase activity; iron chaperone activity. Gene Ontology annotation, cellular component: mitochondrion. Lineage: Eukaryota; Fungi; Ascomycota; Eurotiomycetes; Chaetothyriales; Herpotrichiellaceae.
UGCUUCUCCAUUCCCUCCCAAACAGCCCUUUUUGACUUGUUAGUACUCGUGUUUCUUCUCCGACAGCCAAAUGGGAAGCAAGACCGCGGGACGAAUCUGAUAGACGUUGUCAAUUCAGCAAUCCUCUCCUCUUUGCCCAUCCUGCUGCUAACUUUUCCUCUGCUCGAUCCGUGGCAUUUUGACCAUGAAAGCAACCGCACUCUUCGGCUCCGCUGCUCGAGCGACCUUUGUCACACGCUCCACGACCCGUCGUACAUCGAGUCUUCUUGUUCCCAUCCUGCGCCGGUCUACCUCAGCCUCCUCGACUCCUCUCGCCUUCAGGACCUCAACUCUUAAACCUCGCGCGUCAUUCUCCACCUCCCGCAUCUCCUACAAGGGCAUCCUGCCGGAAAGCUCAGAACCACAACCACCCAAGACCGACUCGUCACAUGGAAGCAGCCCAGCACAGAUCUCGGACGCCGAGUACCACGAGAUAGCAGACCAGUACCUCGACACGCUCGUCCUCGCCCUCGAAGAACUGAGUGAGUCAAGGACCGACGGUCUCGAGGUUGAGUUUUCGGCCGGCGUGCUGACGGUCACCCACCCAAAAGCCGGCACGUACGUGAUCAAUAAACAGCCCCCCAAUAAACAAAUCUGGCUGUCUUCACCUGUAUCCGGACCGAAACGGUACGAUUGGGUCAUCUCAGGCGCGGGCCAGCACGAGAAGGAAGGCUCGACGAUCGACGCCGGGGACGACGGGUCCGGUGGACGAUGGGUCUACUUGCGCGACAACAGCCAACUGAGUGAGCUGUUGAGGAAAGAGUUGGACGUCGAGGUCACAAAGGGAGACGAAAGUGACGCCGUCGGUGGACGAGAGGGACCUGCUGGUCAGGGUUCGCAGGUUGAGUGAAAUGUUCACGUAUAAUAUGCAGGGACAAGAACACAAAGCUGGCACUAUGGUUGCUGGAUAUUUGAGAGCCUCCAUGUACUGUACAAGAACAAAUUACGUUUUAUCUCUUGCGACAAGAGGAAGCAAGUAUACGUCUAAUAAAGCCACCCACUGUCUGGGCCACAGGCGUAGUUGAAGCCCG